AUGGUUGUAACCAGGAAGCUUAAGUACGAUGUCCCCCUCCUGAGCAUGGGCGGGGUCGCCAUUGGCAUGUCAGAGGAAAUAAAGAUACUGGGGCUCACUGUGGAUCACAAGCUCACAUUUAACACCCAUGUCGCAAAUGUCUGUAAGAAGGCCAUUAAUAUCUAUAAACAGUUGGCCAGAGCGGCAAAGGUGAGCUGGGGUCUACACCCCGAGGUGAUCCGCAGCAUCUACACGGCGGCGGUGGAACCGGUGAUUCUGUACGCGGCUAGCGCCUGGGCGCCAGCAGCCAAGAAAGUCGGUGUGCAGAAACUCCUAAAUUCGGUCCAGCGAGGGUUCGCUCAGAAACUGUGCGGAGCGUACCGCACCGUCUCACUGCAUUCGGCACUUGUGCUAGCGGGGUUGCUCCCGCUCGACCUCAGGAUUCAGGAAGCAGCAGCGCUAUAUGAAAAGAAAAAGGGAGUAACUUCGCUGGCCGGUCGUGAGGUGGAACGAGUGGUAGCGUUCGCAGACACGCCACAUCCGGCGAAACAUACGGCCAUGGGGUUCGUGAGCUUGGUAGAUCAGUCUCAUGUGGAGUCCCACAACAGCCAGGACAUACGGUUCUUCACAGACGGCAGCAAGAUCGAGGGCAAGGUCGGAGCAGCACUCUCCCUUUGGGAUAGAGAGGCCGAGAUCAAGUCCUCGAAACUCAGUCUGCCGUCCUGCUGUACUGUCUACCAGGCAGAACUCCUGGCCAUAUGCGUAGCCACUAGGCAAAUACUGCGGCGCCGGGAGGGCACUUUUGGCAUAUACAGUGACUCGAAGGCAGCCCUGCAAACGGUCACCAACCAGAGUGCCCUCCACGCCCUGGCAGUGGAAGCAAGGGCGAACCUCAGUGUGGCUUUAUCCCAGGGCAAAGUUACAUCCUUGUUCUGGAUAAAGGCACACGCUGGACUGGAGGGAAAUGAGCGCGCCGACCACCUGGCCAAGGAAGCGGCCUUAAAGAACAAAACCAGGCCAGAUUACGACCUCUGCCCGGUUUCAUUCGUCAAGCGGCAGAUCCGAUUGGAGUCGCUGGGCGAAUGGAACCGGAGAUACGGAAACGGAGCGACAGCGGGGGUCACAAAGAUCUUCUUGCCGGACGCUGCGGACGCGUACAGGAUCGUCAGAAAAAUUCUGCCACGUGGGGUAAUAACACAAGUGCUGACUGGGCACGGCGGGUUCUCCGAAUACUUGCACCGCUUCAAGUGUAAGGAGAACCCAUCGUGCAUCUGCGACCCCAGUGCGAUCGAGUCUGUCCCCCAUAUCAUCUUAGAAUGCCCUAUCUUCUCGCGAGAACGGUGGACACUGGAACAGGAGUUAGACAUAGAGCUGAGCCUACAAAAUAUUAGCCACAUAAUGCACAAACGAAAAACAAGAGAAAAAUUCCUAGAGUAUGCCGAAACAGUUGCAAAUAAAAUAAUACGUAGGAAUAAAGAAGCCUGA
This is a messenger RNA of Helicoverpa armigera (cotton bollworm), 1464 nucleotides long. RefSeq lists its product as uncharacterized. The transcript has a single exon. Gene Ontology annotation, molecular function: nucleic acid binding; RNA-DNA hybrid ribonuclease activity. Lineage: Eukaryota; Metazoa; Arthropoda; Insecta; Lepidoptera; Noctuidae. Gene Ontology annotation, biological process: DNA replication, removal of RNA primer. The coding region runs from base 1 to 1464 and encodes 487 amino acids. The record is from RefSeq and is a predicted model, not a curated record.